AGGGAAGGAGAGGGAGAGCGAGAAGGAAGGAGUUUGAGAGGCGGGGCCUAACGCGGAGCCCGGAUGCCGACAGCCGUGGACGGUGUACAGUGUUGUUGACUUGCACCUCGGCGUCGAGUCGUGGUGAGAGUGAUCCCGAAACACUCACCCUUGUUUAAAGAACUGCCCGUUGCUCGUGGAUAACCCAACUGUCCGGUAGUAGUCACUGGCCAUUUGUGAAACUGUGUGUCUUGAGUACUGCCAUGCUCUCUUGAAAUAGGACACCCAAGGUUGUACAGCACACACUCACCCACGCGCAGCAGAAGGUUAUAGCAUCAUGAGCAGGCAAGGGGUUGCAUCGCAAACUUGGGCCAUGUUUACGGGGCGUUUCUCAGUGCAGAUGCUGUUGGCUGCUGUGGCUGCUGCUUUCCUAACAACAUUUGCUCUCGUGAGACUCGAUGUGUUUCCCUCAUAUCCUCGUGACACACACACCUACAGAACAGCCGACUUGGUUAACAUUAAAGAUGUUCCGCCCCAGUCGAUGGCUCGUUCCGUGGGUCCAGAAGACGUGGUGGUUCCCUUCGACUCCCUAAUGAAAGGACCUCUCACCAUCGACCAGGACGAUCCGAGACUCAUCCAGAGAAUCAAGACGCAGUACGUGUACCCACCCUCGGACCUUCCCUACGAGCUUGCCAAUAAAGCCAAGGAUGACCCGUCGAUGGGGCAGUCGAAGAAAAUACGCGAGAUCUUGGGAGAAAAGACGGAGGGAUUUUUCAUCGAGUGCGGAGCGUUAGACGGCGAAACGCGAUCGAACACUUUGGUCUUCGAGAAACGCUAUGGCUGGAAGGGAGUCCUGAUUGAAGGGGAUCCGAAGAACUUUAAUCUGAUGAAGGAGAAGCAUCGGAAAGCGUGGUCCGUCAACGCCUGUUUGAGUACCCAUCCUUAUCCUAAUACUGUAAUGUUCAAACAGAGCUUCAACAUUGGGAAGAUCAGUUCGCUGGAGACUGGCCACGAGCACAGAGGUUUUGCCGAAGUCCAGUGCCUGCCUUUAUAUUCCAUCCUCCUCGCCCUCAACACCACCAAGGUCGACUACUUCAGCCUCGACGUCGAAGGAGCUGAACUCGACGUCUUGCGAACGAUUCCUUGGGAAAAAGUCGACAUUACGACGCUCUCCGUGGAAUUCAUCCACGACAAGGAGGGCAAGGACGCCAUCAGGUGGUACAUGGAAGGCAACGGGUACAAAGUGUAUUCCGAAGUCACUCACCCGGGGAGUCUGGCCAACGACUUCAUCUUCGUUAAAAAAGAUUUCCAGAGCAACGGUGUUCAGAGUUAACAAGUUGGGAGUGUUAUUUGGUUCAUUUUUAGGAUUCCCUCUUUUUCGUUCUUUUUAUUAUUAUUAUUAUUAUUAUUAUUAUUAUUAUUAUUAUUAUUAUUAUUAUUAUUAUUAUUAUUAUUAUUAUUAUUUGUGUGUGUUUUGUUUUGUUUUUCGAGAAAGGAUCGAAUAUUUUAUCCUAACCUAACCUAACCUAACUUAACACGGGAUGGAAUAGCAGGAUAGUGGAAUGACAAGAAUGUUAACGUUGUUAUGUGGAUAUAUAUGUUUUUUUU
Molecule: messenger RNA, 1587 nt
Organism: Penaeus monodon (black tiger shrimp)
Lineage: Eukaryota; Metazoa; Arthropoda; Malacostraca; Decapoda; Penaeidae
Product: protein Star-like
Exons: 8
Coding region: 317-1312 (331 amino acids)
Source: RefSeq, a predicted model, not a curated record